GGCUUCCUCAGCUGGCCUCGGUGCCUCCAGAUGCUUUCAUUUUCUCAGUAGCUCAAGGAACAGAACUAAGAGAAGUCAGAACAAAACAGCUUGACACAAAGAAAAGCAGAAGUGAGGGCUCAGAGACUGACGGUCCCCAACGGGACUGACUGAACCGUGGAGGGCCCAACCGUGGCCUGGCGGCCAGUGACCGGGGUGUGGAAGAAAUGGCCCGACUAGCCUCAGCUGUGUGGCUACCCACACUGCUGUGGCUGCUGCUUUUCAGGCUUCCAGGCUGUGUCCCUCUUCGUGGCCCCAGCUCUGUGAUAGGCACUGUGGGAGAAUCCCUGAGUGUGGAGUGUCAUUAUGAGGAGAGAUACAAGGCUCAUAACAAAUACUGGUGCAGAGUGUCACUGCUGCUCUGCAAAGGUAUUGUCAAGACGGGAGCCUCAAAUGAAGCUAGGAAAGGCCGAGUGUCCAUCAGGGACCAUCCAGCCACGCUCACCUUCACAGUGACCUUGGAGAACCUCACCCUGGAAGAUGCAGGCACCUACAUGUGUAGUGUGGAUAUACCGUUUACCAAUGGCUCCUGGUGGGAGAUCACUCCCUCCUUGGGGAUUGAUUCUUCCUUCAAGGUGGUGGUGUCUGUGGUCCCAAGUAAGCACCCAGGAUCAACACCGCGGACUCCUGCAAUGACCACCAGCCUAUCCACCAGCCUGACCACCAGCCUGGCCACCAGCCUGGCCACCAGCCUGGCCACCAAAGGUCCCACCCAAGGAUCCACCAUGAAGGAGCAUCCUGAACCACAGGGCUUGAGCCUCCCGGUGCUGCUGUCUGUGUUAGCUCUGCUGCUGCUCCUCUUGGUGGGGACCUCUCUACUAGCCUGGAGGAUGUUCCAGAAGCGUCAGGUCAAAGCUGAUAACUAUCCAGAGCUGUCCCAGAACCUCAGGCGCAUAAGGGAGCUGCAUCAGGAGGCUGCUGACCAGAACGAGUCGCAGUAUGUGAACCUGCAGCUGCACACAUAUCCCCUGAGGGAAGAGCCGGCGCUGCCGAGUCAGGUGGAGCUAGAAUACAGCUUGGUGGCAUUACCCAAGGAAGAGCUCCACUAUGCAUCAGUGGCAUUUGACUCACAGAGGCAAGGUUCUCGUGACAAUGGGAAUUCCUCUUGCCUGACCCGGGACCAGGAAGCAGAAUACAGCCAGGUCCGGAAGCCCAGGAAAGGCCUCUCUGACCCUUACCUGUGACUCUCUGUCACCUGAUCCCCUCAAUGGUGACCAUCAGGUCACUGAGCUCCCGGCAGGCUGCUGCCUUCAAAGUCAUAGGCCUAGCUGGCUUCACUCAAGAUGGGCAGGAACCAAGGCUCUGUGGGGACAGAGGCAUGUCCCACCGACUGUUCUGCCUCUGGGUAUGGAAGAUGUAGCCGCUGCAUCCCUUGGGGCUUUGAGAAGUGACAUGGUUCAUACAGAAUGACAUCGGUGUUAGCUUUGUAGCGUCCACCCCAGCAGGAACAUCGGUGAUCUCUGUGGGAUGUGGAGAACCAGCAAGGGACCAUGACAAUAGGAAUUUGGAGUCCUGGAGGCUAAAAGCACCAUCUCCCCCAUCUCAAAGACAACUGAAGCCAAGCUCUGAGGAGAGGAGCCUAGCACAUGGCUCCAAGGUCAGGGGCAAGCUCCUCUGGACUCUUAGGUAAAAGACGAAAUAAAGUUUAAAAUAUCUUCUUAAGGGGAGGAGAAGAAAAUUGCUUAAAUGAUGUCUGCUGUCUGCCCGUAGCCCCAUAUUAAAGCACAGCUUUGAAAUCAGA
This is a messenger RNA of Phodopus roborovskii (desert hamster), 1780 nucleotides long. RefSeq names its product CD300a molecule (gene Cd300a). NCBI's taxonomy places the organism in Eukaryota, Metazoa, Chordata, Mammalia, Rodentia, Cricetidae. The record is from RefSeq and is a predicted model, not a curated record. The transcript is spliced from 7 exons. Gene Ontology annotation, cellular component: plasma membrane. The coding region runs from base 207 to 1223 and encodes 338 amino acids. Gene Ontology annotation, molecular function: transmembrane signaling receptor activity.